Messenger RNA from Microplitis mediator, 1626 nucleotides. RefSeq names its product speckle-type POZ protein-like. Gene Ontology annotation, cellular component: cytoplasm. Bases 936 to 1496 code for a protein of 186 amino acids. The transcript has 2 exons. NCBI's taxonomy places the organism in Eukaryota, Metazoa, Arthropoda, Insecta, Hymenoptera, Braconidae. Gene Ontology annotation, biological process: proteasome-mediated ubiquitin-dependent protein catabolic process; regulation of proteolysis. The record is from RefSeq and is a predicted model, not a curated record. Gene Ontology annotation, molecular function: ubiquitin protein ligase binding.
UAUCGUUUUAUAAUAUAUUUAUAUAUUAUGAAAAAAAAAAACUAUUUAAAAAAAAUGCACUUCUGGUUUUUUAAAUUAUCUUCACGUGCAUACUUGCAGUAUUUUUGUGUUGUACUUGAGGGCUAGUUUUUCAAACCCGGUUUAUUUUCAAUCCGGGUUUCAAUUAUCAUUGCUUGUAUGUCUAUAUAUUAUUAAUAUAUAGAUUAUUAAGGUAAUAUCUAUACUAGCGACAUUAAUUAAAACCCAUUUGUUAAAUUGCGCCUACAGCUGAUUAUAUAUUAAGUCUUUCCAGAGAGUAAGCCACCGUAAUUUUUUACUCCCACUCUUAGAAAACGAAUCUUCUCUCACGCCGUUACUGCACAUUAACAUAACAGACCGAAAAUUUCCGGAAACUCCCGAUGGCAACACUUCUGGAAAGACUUUACAUCAUUUUUCGACAACGAAGUUUGUUAGUAAAACAAUAAGUGUAUCAAUUAAUUUGAAAGAGUAAAAGACGAUUUCAUUCAACUAGAUUAACAAUAGAUCUAUGUAGUGAAAAAAAAACUAAGUGAAUAAUUAUUCGACAGCGUAAUUAAUUUUUUUAAAUCAGGUUCUCAACAAAAGCUAAAAUUCAAGAUUUUUGGGUGCUGAAGGUACAGUUAUAUGGUACAAAUUCAGAAGACAAAGAUAAUGUUGGCCUAUUUUUACGUUCGUUGAAUUAUGGUAACCGCCAAGUGAAAACUGAAUAUUCAUGGUUUAUUUUAAAUAAUGAGAAAAAACAAGUGAAUAAAAAGAAACUAAUUAAAACUUUUGGAGUUGAUGACAACUGGGGCAAUCGGCAAUUCAUAAAGAAAGAAGAUUUAUUAACAAAAAAAGAUGAAUUGUUGCCGUAUGAUAUCUUAACAAUAGGUAUCGAGCUUACGGUCUUUGAUGAUCCAGUUGUGAUUUCUAACAAUAUGCCAUUUAAUGAAUCAAAGUCUUCAAUGGCUCAUGAUUAUGAAGACUUGUAUGAAAGUGAACUGGGUUCCGAUGUUGAGUUAAUUGUGCAAGAAGAAAAAUUUCAGGCUCACAAAUUGGUUUUGAUGGUACGCAGUCCUGUGUUUCGAGCGAUGCUGACCACCGACAUGAAAGAAAACCGAGAAAAAACAGUCACUAUAAAAGAUAUGAACUCUGAAGUGUUCAAGAGCAUGCUAGAAUUUAUUUACACUGAUGAAGUUAGUGAUUUAGAUGAUGUUGCGGAACAAUUGCUUGAAGCUGCAGAUAAAUAUCAAAUUCCUACGCUCAAAGAAAUAUGUGCAGAAUCACUUUGUAAGUCUGUGACCAUCGAUAAUGCCUCCAGAUUACUCGCUUUAGCUCAUCUGCACAAUGCAAAAGAAAUGUUGGAGUAUAUUUCAAAGUUUAUUGUAAUUAAUGCAAUCCAUGUGGUAAAAACAGAAGAGUACAAGACGAUGACAGAAUUGCAUCCGUCCUUGGGAUCUAUUUUAUUCGCCAAAUUUGCCGCUUUUGAAAACAAAUAAUUUACAACUUUUUUAAAUUUUUAUUUUAAAAUUCGUGGUAUUGUUUUUUUUGCUUUUUAAUUUUUUCAAUUUAUAUUUUUUUUUUUUGCUUAUUCUGGUGGAAAAAUUAUGUUACAAGUACCAAUCAGUA